Molecule: messenger RNA, 1094 nt
Organism: Colius striatus (speckled mousebird)
Lineage: Eukaryota; Metazoa; Chordata; Aves; Coliiformes; Coliidae
Gene: HSBP1L1
Product: heat shock factor binding protein 1 like 1
Exons: 4
Coding region: 47-244 (65 amino acids)
Biological process (GO): cellular heat acclimation
Cellular component (GO): nucleus; cytosol
Molecular function (GO): transcription corepressor activity
Source: RefSeq, a predicted model, not a curated record
CGGCCGGGGAAGGCGGGCCGUGGGCCGCGCCUCGGAGCCGGGCACCAUGGCGGCCGCCGAAGACCUCUGGCAGCUGGCGGACAAUCUGCUGCAUGAGCUGCAGGAGAAUUUUCAGGCUCUGACCGAAAAGAUAACGCUGAGAAUGGAAGAAAUGGGUGAGCGCAUCGAUGACCUUGAGAAGCAUGUCGCUGACUUGAUGACAGAGGCUGGGAUAGACAACACUGAUGAAGAGCUCAGACACUGAACUGAGGAUGUGGGCAAGACAGACAAAAGGAGAAGAGCACCACAUGGAAGCUGGGAGUGCACAGUGUCACUAGUCAUGGAAAGUGUCAGUGAAACAAAUGUGCUGGCAUCACAUCACUUUAGAAUCUGUUUCUUUUUCAAGCUAUUGCUAGAAAGCUGGGUUUUUUCAUCCAAGUGCAACACUGUUUCCUUUUAGUUUCAGGGAAGGCAAAACCUCUCUUUCGCCUAGAAAAUGCCCUCAGGAACUUACCCAGUCAGAAACUUUUCCCAAUAUAUGAAAAUGUAUUUAAUUUCUUUAAAUAACAUUAACAUUUUCACUGUGUUUCUGUUUCCUUCUUCACUUAAACGUUCUCAGCAUAGCCAGAUCCUCUUGUGACAAAACUUUCCUAUUUGCACAAAACCAAACCAGCUGAAAUGUUUUUUUCCUGCCAACAGGCUUUUUGUGUACAAAACCACAAAAUAACAAAGGACCAAGUCUUUAAAAAAAUAAACAUUUAUAAAAGAACCCAAAAUGCAGCUCCAGUAUUACUGCAGCCAGACAGCUCCAGGCUUCGUGUCUUCUACUUUUCCAAUCCUUUUAAAGAAUUCAAAAUGUGCUCAAAGUUGAAGGAUUUGUAGGUGUGUUUUUUUUGUUUAAUAUAUAUGUGUACAGGCAUACACACGAAUAAACUGAAGUGGAUGCAGGGUUAAAAAACAGGCAGCCCCAAAGCAGCGUCAGUAUCUGUAUUUAGUGGAAUAAUCCUUCGGCGAUACCACCAAACCUCGGCCUUUGCGGGCGCCUCUGUAAACAGUUUCUAUAAUGUCAAUCAUCUCUUGCUUAUCUUCCAUUGCCCAGUUGAUCUUGUUGUUAU